Molecule: messenger RNA, 2662 nt
Organism: Plutella xylostella (diamondback moth)
Lineage: Eukaryota; Metazoa; Arthropoda; Insecta; Lepidoptera; Plutellidae
Gene: Pngl
Product: N-glycanase Pngl
Biological process (GO): glycoprotein catabolic process; protein deglycosylation
Cellular component (GO): nucleus; cytoplasm; cytosol
Molecular function (GO): peptide-N4-(N-acetyl-beta-glucosaminyl)asparagine amidase activity
Source: RefSeq, a predicted model, not a curated record
GACAAAUCAUAUUUUCGGUAUCGGCCUAAGGUAUCGGUAGUUUUUCGAUUUAAUUUUAUUCUCAUAAAAAAUAAUAUCUAGUGUCCCACACUGUGAGUUUAUUUAGAUUUUGGAGUAACAAAUUCAUAAUGGAAGACACGGCAAGACUUGCUGUUGUUGAACAAAACAUCGGUGAUUUCAAACUGUUUACCGAAACUCUGCUAACACUCAGAGACAUAAUUCUGGAUAUAUUGGAAGACCCUGAAGAUCUGGACUCCAGAACAGUGGAGCCAGAGCUGCUUGAGGAUGCACUAAAAACCCAGGCCUUUACUGAAUACCUCUCUUACAUUGGUUUCAAAAUUAAAGGAUCCAGCAUAGUGUAUGAAAAUACAACAGUGGCAAAGCUGGAACAAGCUGUUGAGGCUAUAGAGAAGAAGCUCCACUACAGUGGAGUGGUGACCAUGGUGGCAGAAGCUGACAGUGCAACCCAGACGCCGGCUCCAAAGAAGAAGAGGAAACUUGAACCAUCUCACUUCCUGAUAACCUCGAACGAGUUCCUGUGCAGAGUAGAGUUGAACUUCAAUGGAGUGCUGAUGUAUGAAGAUGAGGAGCUUCAGCAACUGGCCCGGAGUCACAUCCCCCUGGAGACGCUGCAGAUACAGGCCAUGGAGCGGAUGAGGGAACACCAGAGGAAAAUUAAAAGUGGUGCAGUAACCAGCAAAGACAUGACAUUCGAGAUGGCACUGCUACUGGAGCUGGUUGCAUGGUUCAAGGGCUCGUUCUUCAGCUGGGUGGACCGGCCGGCGUGCGAGGGCUGCGGGGGCGUCCCCGAGCACGCCGGGGAUCUCCUCAUGAAGACACCUAAAGAGCUUUGCAGGGUUGAGGUCUACAAAUGCCCAUCCUGCGGCACAGAAACCAAAUUCCCGCGUCACAACUCCUUACGAGCACUGCUGAAGACCCGCCGCGGCCGCUGCGGCGAGUGGGCCAGCUGCUUCCUGCUGCUGUGCCGCUCGCUCGGCUACGAGGCCCGCCGCGUGUAUGACGUCACAGACCACGUGUGGGCCGAGGUAUUCGACUUUGACUCCGACAAGUGGAUCCACGUAGACCCGUGUGAAGCCAAAGUGAACGCACCUUUAAUUUAUGAGCACGGCUGGAAGAAGAAACUGUCCUAUGUCCUCGCAUUCAGCUGUGAUGACCUACAGGAUGUUACUUGGAGAUACACAACCAACCACAAGGAAGUAUUACGCCGGCGGAACCGUUGCACGGAACAGCAACUUAUGGCCGCGAUCUUCAAGUUGAGAGAAGAGCGACAGCAGCAGCUGUCCCCCGCUAGGAGGAAGUACCUCGCCAAACGGGCUGUGAAAGAGCUGGUGGAACUUAUGGUGGAGAGACAGCCAUCAGACUACGAGAGCGAAGGUCGCAUAUCCGGAUCCGUGCAAUGGCGGCAGCAAAGAGCCGAGAUUGGCGACAAAAGCCAUGUCUUCGAGCUGCAACAGCCAGCCCAGUACAGCAUCAGAUACUUCGCCGCUCAAGACAAGUAUGAAGUGGAUAUGGACAGAGUCAGGGUCAAGGAUAUCAGCGGUUGGCAGAACGGAGUGUUUAAUUGUGAAAAAAUGUUUAGGAAGGAAGAGAAGGAUUGGAAAAUGGUGUAUUUGGCUAGAGAAGAAGGUGCACCAUCAGGGUCCGUUUCGUGGCGGAUCUCCACUUCAACUGGCGUGAUCCGUUCACUGACGGUCUCGGCCAGUACGAAGCUCUACGAGACUGGAGCCGUGAGCUGGACGCUUCGAUGUGGUGAUGAAGAUGCGGUUCCCGUUGAGAUUACAGCCACCCCCACAACAUUCACCACGUCCUGCCGGCUGGCAACACUGACGGCCACGCUGUCGGGCGGGCGCGGCGACGUGGGCUGGCAACACUCGCAGCUGUUCCGGCAGGCGCUAACCGAUGACGCCGCCGCCAUGGAGAUACAGGCCGUGAUCGAGGAGACCAAGGAUUAGGUAGAUAGGGUUGAGGAUACUGCGGCCGCUACACGGGUUCGUUAUCGACUUGUUUAAUGCACCGUAUUUAAUUUUAUGGCUAAUCGAGAUAUACUGACGUUUAUCUACGAUAACUUACCCGUGUAGCGGCAGCUGGGCUGAUGUGCAAUUUGUAAGGUUUUGAUUAUGUAUGUAGUUGAUGGUAAACUUUACCAGAUUGAUCGUGGUGGAGAAGAAAUGUCGAAGAAAUUUCGACGGCUCUGUUAUGCUCCCAUAAUAUAAAAUAAUUAUUUGGUACCUCAUUAGCCAUUUUGUCAUUUUAAAACGAAUUAUGAUUUACUUACCAUGUAUUAUGGCGCUAAUUUAUAAUGAGACCGAUGCACGAUGGUGAACAUUCCAAGUAGGUACAUACUAAUCUAAAUAUUUAUAUUUUCCUUUUAUUCCUAUCAUGAAAAUUUUGACUAAAUCUAUGCAAUCAGCACAAUACACAGAAGAAAAGGCAAUGUUUUUGUAAAAUGUAAUAAAUGUACCUAGUUGAUUUUCCUUUUUUUUUGACAAUAUUUUAUUACUUAUUAAUAUCUGCUUAGAUAAAGUGUAGAUUCAAUCAAAUGUAUGUUCCUUCUGUAAUUUAUGUAAUAUUUAAGAAGCUAUUUAUUGCAAAAUGUGAUGACGUGAAUAUCGUCUGAAAUAAAAUACCUACUAUAAGUCAA